Linnemannia hyalina is the source of this 1716-nucleotide messenger RNA. NCBI's taxonomy places the organism in Eukaryota, Fungi, Mortierellomycota, Mortierellomycetes, Mortierellales, Mortierellaceae. The record is from the annotation of a GenBank genome assembly.
AUGGAAGUCCUGAGCACCCCCGGAAUGGCCGACAGCCAAGACGUCUUUGAACGGGAAAGGCGCUACGAGUCACGUAUCCCUCUCCCAAAGGCAAGGAGAGCAACCGCCGAGAGCGUGAACCGCCCAAAUCCAAGGCAAAUGGCCGCUUCAGCAGCAGCAGCAGCCUCAUAUGCCCAACUCUCAUCUGCACCAUCUAUGCCUCGGCCCAUCCCCAAGGGCAAUAACAACAAACGAACGCCAAUCCCCCAAUCCAAAUCAGCCGCCUCCUCGUAUACCUUUGAUGAUACAGUGGCCAAUCCAUUCGUCUCAUCAACCCCCUCGGCUUUUACUCCCUCUAUGGAGCCCACAUCAUUCCUGGCAUCACGUCCAUCCCAAGAGGCCACAUCAAUCUCGACUGAUUCGUUCUUCAACAGCAAAUCUGCAGCCAACCCUAAUGCACCGGCAACAACGGUCACCACCACCGAUACCCCUGCUCCCCCGACCUCCGUCGCAAAGCCAUUCAUGGGAGCAGCUGCACGAUCUCGAGAUGCUUCUGUUUCGUCCUUACCAGGACCUAGGCACGAGGACAUGAUCCUUCCAGUGGUGGCUAAGCGUAUCAAGGAGCAAGGACUGUUCGAUCACGAUGUUGUUGCUUACAGCGACGAUUAUAAUGCACCUCUCUACAAGGCUCCUUCCUCGCCAGCCAAUGCCGGCAACCCAUUCGCGAGCUAUGACAGGAUGAAGGCUGCAUCAAGUGGAGAUCUUUCUAACCUCAGAUCACUACCCGAAUCAUCGUCAUCUGCCUACAAUCGCAAGUUCGACCAGUCUCUAGAAAACGAUCAGGACUUGGUUCAGAGUAAGGCAGGACAAGAUUCAAGGGACGAGCACAAUCGGGCCAGUACUUCAUCAGAAAAUCCAGUCCCAUCUGUCUCACCACCAUUAUCUGACGCUUCGCCCAAUCUGUCAACCGGGCAUUCAGAAAGGAGGCAACGACAGCGCAAGGAAACAGUCGAGUCUCAACAAUCACAGCAACAUCAGCAACAAGCAUCCAACGGCCCAUCUUCAUCUGUUGCCACCUCUCCUGUUACAACUCAACCUGACCGACCCCGGAGAGCCAGAAGGAACACCGAGAGAUCGACUCGUCACGACCAAUACGCCACCUACGGCGACUAUGGAGUCCAGCCCGUACCCCAGUCACCACAAUCUCCUCAGUCGCGACAGGAAUAUCUCGAGAGAACACAGCAGCCUUCUUGGGAUCGCCCCUAUCUUAACAAUGGCGUUGGACAGGAUCCUUAUGCGCCUCCAGUCAACAAGUCGACUCGCCAGGAGAUGACCCAGAACUCGGCAGCAGACGGCUACCAGCGACAGCACUCGCGCGAGCAAGGCUACGGACAGAGCCGAGGUCAGAACCAAGGGCAGAGUCAGAGGCAAGAAUACGACUACCCAUCUCAGGGAGACCAAUACUCGAGCCGCCAACAACAGCAGCAAUCGCACAGCAACAACGACCACUACCAGAACCAAGCAGCGGGCCAGAACCACGGCUACCAGGGCCAACAGGGCGGGGCGCAGAACGCUCACCUGAGGCCGGAGAUGGUUCAGGUUGAGAUGUCGACGAUGGGCAACGAACCUAGGGAGGGCGAGUCAUCCGAGGAUCAGCAGCCCAAAGUUGUCCAGAUCGAUGCCAAGGGUGGACCCAAGAAGGAGAAGAAAGGCGCUGUCUGCUGUAUUAUCAUGUAA